ACUGUGUUCCGAAGAUGAACCGAGCGAGGUCUUACAAGUUUGGAACGACAUGAGGAUUCACCGGAACUUUCUCUACAUCGCAAGCAUGGAGAUGAACUCUCAGAAAAGUUCUUCAGUACCCACGAAGGACAUUACACCCAUCCAGCAGAUGAUCGCAUCUUGCUCAGGGGCAAUUAUUACGUCACUGUUUGUAACACCUCUGGAUGUGGUGAAGAUCAGACUGCAGGCACAAAACAAUCCUUUCCCCAAAGGGAAAUGUUUUGUGUUCUGUAAUGGCCUGAUGGAUCAUAUAUGUGUCUGUGAGAAUGUCAAUUCAAAGGCAUGGUACAAAACACCUGGUCAUUUCACCGGCACUUUGGAUGCUUUUAUUAAGAUUAUACGUAUGGAAGGAGUCAGUUCUCUAUGGAGCGGCCUUCCUCCAACACUAGUGAUGGCUGUACCUGCAACCGUAAUCUAUUUCACAUGUUACGAUCAGCUAUGUGCCGUUCUCAAGCACAGGAUGGGAGAACGAUCAGAUUAUGCACCGCUGUUGGCCGGCGCCAUCGCGAGAGUGGGGUCGGCAACAGUAAUCAGCCCCCUGGAGCUGGUCCGCACAAAGAUGCAGUCUGAGAAGCAGUCGUACCAGGAGCUGAGCGCCAUUAUCCGGUCAGCGCUGCACAACAAGGGCUGGCGGUCUCUGUGGAGGGGCUGGGGACCCACGCUGCUCCGAGACGUCCCAUUCUCAGCUAUGUACUGGUUUAACUAUGAGAAGGGUAAAGUUUGGCUCUGUCAAUAUUACAACUGUACAGAUCCAACCGUUGCCAUCACAUUCACGGCUGGAGCACUGUCUGGAUCAUUUGCAUCGGUCAUCACACUGCCGUUUGAUGUGGUCAAGACAAAACGACAGGUAGAACUGGGUGAACUGCAGACGAUAAAAUUGUCCACACACGUCUCAUCCAGCACAUAUCAUGUGAUGAAAAGGAUAGUUGCUGAAAAUGGAGUAUCAGGACUAUUUGCAGGUUUUCUGCCCAGGCUGAUUAAAGUGGCUCCGGCGUGUGCUAUAAUGAUCAGCACAUAUGAGUUCGGAAAAGCUUUUUUCCACAGAUACAACCAGAAGAAACAGAGGGGGACACAACUGCAGCCCAGCACUUGCUCUCACUCAGAAAAGCACUGAUUUAGAAGAACACUUGAUCCCACAUCACACACCUUUGUUAAGAUUCAGUAAAUUAACCACAGGCUAUGCCACAAAUUUACCCAGCAUGUAAUCUAUCACUCUUGCUGUCAGUCUAAAAGAGGAUUUAUAUAGAGUUGCUGUGAAAUAAAUCAGUAUUUACUUUCUCUAGUAAAUAUUUAAAAGUAACAGAGUAUCUUCCACACAGUUCAAAUUAUUGAAGAUAAUAGUUCAAUAUUUGUGUUUUUAAAUGUGUUCAUUAAAAAAGGUGAAGAAACAUAAACCCUUGCUUAUAAAUGCAUCUUCAUUUUAUUUUAAGGGUUAGGAAAAUUGAUAAAUUCCCACUAAAAUUAAUCCCAUCAGUCAUGUUCAUCCUUGUAAUUUUGUUCUACCUGUUCUGUCUUGUUGACUUGUAAUUGUUUAGUGUUUAAGUCAGUUUCCGAGGUUUAUGUUAAAUUAAGACAAGUGUGUGCAAAUGGUGCCAAAAAUAAGGAUGAUGAUUAUUUCAUUUUUUUUAGAAUGAAUAUUCACAGCAUUUUAAACAAUUGUGCUUUUUGUAAUUUUCUUUUCUUUUUAAGUGCUUCAACAGUGAUUCAUUAAUUAUUUAAAAUCUCUUUGUUGUGAAUUCCUUAAUUCAGUCCAGAAUAUUGUCUGUAGUUAUUUUAAUUUACACUCAUGUUGCUUUAACCAGGAGCGCAUAAGAUCUUAUGCAUUGUGCAAAAUUGUAAUUAUUUAUCUUCUAUUCCCAGUGUGAUAAAAGAAUGAGAAGGAAUUUUAGCAUUCUCCGUUUACAUUUUGUUUUUACACAAAAUUGCAUUUAAUUUGUAUUGAUAACUAGACAUCAAAAACCAAAUUAAAGCUGUAAUGUGAUGAGGUCUUGUGACAAUAUUCUGUAAGCUAGUAUUCCAAUGCAAACAUAAACAAUGAAAUAAAAUCAGCAUUCAGCCAAGCUUGUAUUUACAUUUUAAUUUAUUGAAGAAAAUAAAUAAAAAAAUCAUAGAUGAGGACAUAAAGUGAAAUUUGACUGAAUAUAUUGAGGCUAAAUUAUAAUUAGCUGAAUAUAUGAUAUUCAUCUCAUUGCGCCUCGUUAUCCUCACCCCAUUUAUUUCUGUCACAAUGUAACCGAACACAAUAGAAACAAAAGCUCAAUCACAAAAAAAGAUUUCAAAGCAUUGAGAAAGAAAAUACAUUCAAAAAUGUCUCAAUGUGACAAUUCUGCAGUUUCAAACGUGUUAUUUUUUUCUCAAAUUUAAAGGCUAAAACUCUUGAAACAGAAACGUAACACUCGGGUACUCAAAUGCAUUUCCUUCAUUCCACUAUACACAUAAAAUGCAUUUAAUUGCACAAACAGUGCAGUAAGAAUCUCAAAUAAAUCUUGAGAUGCACAUUUAGAUGUACUGGCCUCUGAACGUUGUAAAACAUGCAUUUCACAUGUAAAAUGUGACCCUGGACAACAAAACCAGUCUUAAGUCGCUGGGGUAUAUUUGUAGCAAUGGCAAAAAAAAAAAAAAAAAAAAA
This is a messenger RNA of Carassius auratus (goldfish), 2668 nucleotides long. Its product is annotated as solute carrier family 25 member 40-like. The transcript is spliced from 11 exons. NCBI's taxonomy places the organism in Eukaryota, Metazoa, Chordata, Actinopteri, Cypriniformes, Cyprinidae. Gene Ontology annotation, biological process: mitochondrial transmembrane transport. Gene Ontology annotation, cellular component: mitochondrion. The coding region runs from base 50 to 1153 and encodes 367 amino acids. The record is from RefSeq and is a predicted model, not a curated record.